Molecule: messenger RNA, 6234 nt
Organism: Drosophila ficusphila
Lineage: Eukaryota; Metazoa; Arthropoda; Insecta; Diptera; Drosophilidae
Gene: bi
Product: optomotor-blind protein
Exons: 7
Coding region: 1231-4281 (1016 amino acids)
Biological process (GO): cell fate specification; regulation of transcription by RNA polymerase II; positive regulation of DNA-templated transcription
Cellular component (GO): nucleus
Molecular function (GO): DNA-binding transcription factor activity, RNA polymerase II-specific; RNA polymerase II cis-regulatory region sequence-specific DNA binding
Source: RefSeq, a predicted model, not a curated record
UGCGACCGGCGUGUAGUUCGUGUCGUCAUCGCCGCUCUGUCGCCUUUGUCGCCUGUCGGUUGUCGCUUUUGUCGUUUGUCCCCCGUCGUUUCUCGUCGUUUGUUGUUUCUCCCUUCGUUCGUUGUUCGUUGUCGUCUCGUCGCCUACCACCUCCUUCUUCGCUCUCUUUUGCGAUCUCAUUCGUUGUGCUCGCUUUUUUUUUGCGUUCUCUUUUUUGGUAACAAACAUACAAGCAUUACAAAAAAAAACAAACGAACAUCAACUAUUUGCGUCAAUUUGGGAAAACUUACUAAUGCCAAGUGAAACUGUGAAAAAAACAAAAAAACAGAAACUUAAACCGAGGUUUAUAAAAUUUCAACGUUUUGCCGUCGCCAAAUCAAACAAAAGGCAAGCGAAUGUUUAAAACGAACAACAAGCCAAAAAGAAAUGAAAUAAAAUAAAGAAUGAACAAACAAAAACAGGAGAAAAGAAGAGAGCUUUAGCAUUUAAAAUUAGAAAAAUUUAAAACCUCAGGAAUACUUUCGAAAAAAACUAUUAGGCGUAUACGUGAUGUAUGCUGCAAUUGUUGUUCUACGCUGAAUAACGUGCUACAUUUCCUUAUUUUAGUUUUAAGCCGCAAAUAAGAAACCAAGAUGAGAAGAAAAUUAUUAUCGUAUAGAAAAAAAAAAGCAUUUGCACUUGAGUAUUAUAAGGUUGUAUACCGACAAAGAUUUUAAAGAUAGGUCGAUUUCUGAAAUAGAAAUAGAUAGGAAUAGGUUUUUAAUAAACAAGUAUGAAACUAAGCAAGACAGCAAAAAGAGUAUAAAUAUUAUUAUCUCUUAAAAAUGUUCAUUACAAAGUCAGGUUUGCUUACAUAAAUUAAAGCCACAAUUAGGGCAGUAUAAACUAUGAGCGAAGUUGUUCAAAAUUCAUCCCAAAAUACUCCUGUUAAAUCCCCUCAUAACGUUCUCGAAAAUCUCAAGCGGCUAAAUCAACUAAAUAUCCUCUUUAUGUUUUUUGUAGCAAUUAAACACAAAUUUUUUUGAAACAACAACAAAAAAAUAAGAGUGCCAGUGAGUGUCCCAAAAAAAAAAAGAAAAUAAAACAAAAAUAAGUACCUGUAGAACAAAAUUGAAACAAACAAAAAACAAACAAACAUUUAAGGAAAUUGGAGAUUAGAGAUCCCGAAAAGAGAUCGCCGUGGGAAGUCCUUUCUGCAUGACGCACUUGGUUGUUUGAAACGGUUAUGUGAUGAGAUACGACGUCCAGGAGCUGCUACUUCAUCAGUCUGCUGAGGAUCCAUUCGCCAGAUUUGCCAAUGGGAUGGCAUAUCAUCCAUUUCUUCAGCUAACGCAACGACCCACUGACUUCAGCGUCUCCUCGCUGUUGACGGCGGGUAGCAACAACAGCAACAACAACAGCGGCAACAACAACUCCGGUAACAACGCGAACAACAGCAACACCAACAGCUCCGUCAACAACACCAACAAUCUAGUGGCCGUUUCACCAACGGGUGGUGGUGCGCAGUUAUCGCCGCAAAGCAACCACAGCAGCAGCAACACCACCACCACCAGCAAUACCAACAACUCUAGUUCCAACAACAACAACAAUAAUAACAACAACACCAGCAACAACAAUAACAACAAUACAAAUAAUAAUAAUAACAACCAUACGAAUAAUAAUAAUAAUAACACAACUAAUCAAAAACAAGGACACCACUUGAGCACCACCGAAGAAACGCCCUCGCCAGCGGGCACACCACCGCCCACAAUUGUUGGUGUACCGCCGAUACCACCGCCGAACAGUAACAGCAGCAGCAGCAGCAACUCGGCUGCCGCCCAUCCGUCGCACCACCCAACCACCACCAGCGGAGCCCAUCAUUCGCCGAGCACGGGUGCCGCUGCCCCACCAACGGCUGGGGCGACGGGCCUGCCGCCACCCACACCGCCGCACCACCUGCAACAACAACAGCAACAGCAGCAGCAGCAGCAACACCCGGCACCACCGCCACCGCCGUACUUUCCAGCAGCGGCACUGGCCGCUCUAGCGGGCAGUCCGGCCGGACCGCAUCCGGGUCUGUAUCCCGGCGGCGGACUGCGCUUCCCGCCGCACCACCCGGGCGCCCAUCCGCACGCCCACCACCUGGGCAGCGCGUACACCACCGCCGAGGACGUGGUCCUCGCCUCGGCCGUCGCCCACCAACUGCAUCCGGCGAUGCGACCGCUCCGGGCGCUCCAGCCCGAGGACGAUGGCGUCGUCGACGAUCCCAAGGUCACGCUCGAGGGCAAGGACCUGUGGGAGAAGUUCCACAAGCUGGGCACGGAGAUGGUCAUCACGAAGAGCGGCAGACAAAUGUUUCCGCAAAUGAAAUUUCGUGUUUCGGGACUGGAUGCCAAGGCUAAAUACAUCUUGCUACUGGACAUCGUGGCGGCGGACGAUUAUCGUUAUAAAUUCCAUAAUAGUCGCUGGAUGGUGGCUGGGAAAGCGGACCCCGAGAUGCCAAAACGCAUGUAUAUCCAUCCAGAUUCGCCCACAACGGGUGAGCAAUGGAUGCAGAAAGUUGUUUCAUUUCACAAAUUAAAAUUGACCAACAAUAUUAGUGAUAAACAUGGAUUUGUAAGUACUACGAUCCUGAACUCGAUGCACAAGUACCAGCCGCGUUUCCAUCUGGUGCGAGCCAACGACAUCCUGAAGCUGCCGUACUCCACGUUUCGCACGUACGUCUUCAAGGAGACCGAGUUCAUCGCGGUCACUGCAUAUCAGAAUGAGAAGAUAACUCAGUUGAAAAUCGACAACAAUCCCUUCGCGAAGGGCUUUCGUGAUACUGGUGCCGGCAAGCGGGAAAAGAAUUGUUACAGGCAGGCGCUGAUGUCGAACCGAGGGUCCGAUUCGGACAAGUUGAACCCGACGCACGUGAGCAGCUCGCGGGCACCGCUCCACUUGGGCCACGCCGGCCGUCCGCCGCACUUGCAUCCGCACGCCGCUCUGUUGGACAACCAGCAGGACGACGACGACAAGCUCCUGGACGUCGUCGGCCCGCCGCAGAGUCCGCUCCUGCCGCUCAGCCACUCGCUGCAGCAGAUGCACGCCCACCAGCACUCCGCCCUGGCCGCCUGGUUCAACCACCUGGCUGGCGCGGGAGCCGGAGCCUCCGAGCACGCGGCUGCGGCGGCAGCGAAUGCGAGUGCGGAGGACGCACUGCGUCGCCGCCUGCAGGCGGACGCCGAUGUCGAGCGGGACGGGAGCGAUUCGAGCUGCUCGGAGAGCGUCGGCGGCAGCACCGGCGGUGCCUUUAGGCCCACCUCGACGGGCAGUCCCAAGGAGGCGGUGGGCGCGGCUGCUGCCGCUGCAGCGGCUGGCUUAAAUCCCGGAGGCGGCGGCGCCGGCAGCUACCCCUCGCCGAAUAUAUCGGUGGGUCCGCCCAUCCAUCCGUCGCCGCAUCUGUUGCCUUACCUGUAUCCACACGGCCUCUAUCCGCCGCCGCAUCUCGGCCUGCUCCACAAUCCCGCAGCGGCGGCGGCCAUGAGUCCCGCUGGCUUGAAUCCGGGCCUGCUCUUCAACGCCCAACUGGCGCUGGCCGCCCAGCAUCCGGCUCUAUUUGGCCACGCCUACGCGGCGGCUGGACACACGCCGGUGUCGCCGUUGCAGGGCUUGAAGAGCCACCGCUUCUCGCCGUACAGCUUGCCGGGCAGCCUGGGCUCGGCCUUCGAUGCAGUGACUCCCGGCUCAAAUGCCAAUCGAUCGGGUGAUCCUCCCGGCGGCGGCGGCUUGGCCGGCGGUGUGGUGGAGAACGGACCGCGGAGCCUGAGCUCCAGUCCGCGACCUCGACCGGCCUCACAUUCGCCGCCGACGCGACCCAUCUCGAUGUCGCCCACCACGCCGCCCUCGCUGAUGAAGCCACGGGUGGGCGUGGCCCAGUCGCAGCACUCGCCCUCGGAGCUGAAGAGCAUGGAGAAGAUGGUCAACGGGCUGGAGGUUCAGCAUAAUGGAAGCGCGGCGGCAGCGGCGGCGGCUCUUCAGUUGGCCGAGGAGGCUGCCCAGCACCACCAGCACCACACACAGGCGCACCACCAGCAGCAGCACCACCACCAGCAGCAACAGCAGCAGCAGGCACAAGCACAUCCGCACCACCAGCACCACCAGCAGCAGCAGCACCUUUCAACACUCGACGCACCACGGAGCGACGGCGGGUGGUGCGGAUCAGUGACAAUUACUGGACGGCCGCUCCGAUUGCGAGGAUGCCGGCCUGGAAUUGGAACUGGAGUUGGAGGAGGACGUCGACGAUCAGGAGGAUCCCGAUGAUCAGGACGAGGAUCGCAGCUCGGUGAUCGAUCUCGAUCUGGAUGUCGACGUCUGACCGCGAACGGAUCACCGGCAAAGUCUCUAGCCUCCGAACUACACGGCCACCGUCUUCGUGGUUUAGCGGAGUGUGUACAUAUGGAUUUGGAUAUGGAUUUGGAUUUGGACCCCCUAGCACCUAGGCAUUUGUAGCAUAUAGUGUACUAUGUAAUCCCCCCCUCUCUCUCCCACACACUCUGUCUCUUUCUCGGCUCGAAGUCACUUUGCCUGCCCAUAGCCGGCCUUAAGUAAUUUUUUUUUGUCUCGUUUCUAAGGAAAAUCUAGCCCCUAGAAUUCGCCGGCGAUUUGGAGGCAAAGUGGUGGAGAGAGGUUUGCGGAGGGCAGUAAGCGAAAAGUUAAGGGGGAGUGGCAAAAGAAAUGAAUGGAACUUUUUACGCCUCGAAGGAGCAGCACUUCAGGAUCAAACAAACGGAAGGGAAAGGAAAUUGAAGGGAGAAAUAUUGGACAAAGAGCUCCCCUCAGACAAAUUUAUAAGGCAUAUAAUGUAUAUGUAUCACCCAUAUAUGUAUAUUAAUUGGAUUGAAAAUAGCAACAUCAAAGAUGGCGCCUCUUUAUAUACAUCUAGAAAACACACAUAUAUAUAUAUAUAUAUAUAGUAUAUAUAGAAGCUGAUAUAUAUACAGAAGAUUGUAACCUUAGUAAAACAUAAAAAACAUGAGAAGAAAACCCAAAAAAAAAAUACCACAAAAACAAAAUAAAUGCAAUUUUUUUCUUAGUCUUAGGUGGAUGAAUUUUUUUUUAGUAAACGUAAAUAAAACCUAUAUACAUAGAAAUAGAAAUAAAUAUAUAUAUAUAUAAAUAUAUAUAUAUACAUGAAUAAUUUAUGUAGCUCUUAAGUACCAAGAUACCGUAAACACUCAACAAACACACACACACAUGCAGCACCACCCCACACACACCCAAACACACACACACACACCAGUGACGAGUUUUCUUCGUAGACGAUGGAAAAUGCUUAUAAAAACAAAAAACUAUAUUAACACAAAGAGCUUGAGUUUUCCUAAUUUAACUAUAAUUUUUUUUUCGAUUUUUUUUCGUACUUUUAAGUUCUAAAAACCAAAGAAGAAAGUAAUCGAUUUUUUUUUUCAUAUUUUUAUUUUAAUUUCGGAACCCCCUGAGAUGCUAAUUUAGGGCACGAGUUCUGUGUGUGUUUAUAUCAUAAAUAUAUAUGUAUACUAUAAAUUUAUGCAUAAAAAAAUAUAAUUUUUUUUAUUAGUAAAGUACAUUUUUUUUGUGUAAGGAUUUAAAUAAAAUUAAAAGAGUUGAAUUCAACGCAUGUUCCUCGCAUAAUUUAAGAGAGAGCAACAAAGACGCAGCUAACACACACCCACACAUCUCCCUCGCACACUCACUCGCACACACCCACACACACACACACGCGCACACAAAAAGUCCCCACAAAUAAAUAAAAAAACGAAGGAAAUUCACAAAAAAAAAAUUAAAAUAAAUUUCUGUAGCUAUUUGUUUUCCUUGUAACCCAAUAAUAAUUGCAACCCAAUUGCAACACACCAUCAUCAUCAUCAUCAUCAUCAUUAUGAUCUUCACCUGCACCAUCAUAGGCAAUCUUAUGACGGAAGCGAAUUAACUUUUUUUUUCUCUGUUGGUUAGCUGUUUUUUGAAAAUGAAUUAUACGCAAAGCAAUAUUAAUUAUAGUUAAUUAAAUUUAAAACAAACGCAAACAACCCGAAACAAGAACAAGAACAGCAGCAGCAACAACAACAACAAGAACAAGAACAACAAAUUAUGUACGAAAGGAUAUAUAUUUAAAUAUAUAUAUGUAUAUGGAUAAAAUUAAUGAAGAAGCAACAACACCUCAUGUCACUGCAAUUAUAUAUAAAAUUAAUUAAACAACAACAAAACAAAGGAAAUUAAAUAAAAAUUAUUACUAAAAAAAAA